AUGGCCUCGUCCCACUGGUCCUUAACCCUUGACCAUAGGUUUCAGCCCGUCCGGGCUGCCAAGCUUUCAAACCAUACCAAUGUAGUUGCAAAUCCCAUGUAUCGCAUCCCAGAUUCUUCUUCUUCUUGUUAUGGCGGAUCAGAUACGACGUCGCGUAACACUAGGCUUACAACAUCAUCAACACCCGCCUCUUCCAAUGCAAACUCGUCUUGGCAACGUGGGAAAGAUUCAGAAGUUAAGAGGAAGCAACGGAUUGCGUCCUACAAAGCAUACGCUGUUGAAGGCAAGAUCAAGGCUUCAGUACGUAAAACUUUUCGUUGGAUGAAGAACAAUUGCAAGAAACAAAGACGUCUCUUUGUCCCGAUCGCUUGCACAGCCUCACAGGUGCCCCUCCUCCAUCAUCGCUUCCACCUCCACUAUAACAUUUUACGUCUCCUACCACCGUCUCCCUCUCCGCCUUCCAAUCCUCCGGCCACUCCCUCCAUCCUUCUCCACUCCCGCCACCCUUUCACCCAUCAGCUCGCCAAUCGCAACACCUACCCUGUCCAAUUUUUUUCGCUCCGUCUCCACACUUACCUCUGCCGCUCCUCCAUUUCUGUUGCAGUCACCUUUAUUCCUCUUAUCCUUACUUUCUGGGUUCUCUCCUUCAGCUCUUUUGCUUUCCCCAAAUUUCAGAAAUACUUAGGGCUUGUGAAAGAUGAUGUGAUUGUCACUGGGGUGUUGACGGAAAAAUGGUCACCUGAUGUAAAGGAUGCCCGCUGUGACCUUGAUCCUGUCUUAGUUGCAAACUACGUAAGGAGAAGUGCUAUGAGUUGUGAAGAUAUUAAGAACCUGUGAGAUUUGUGUUGUAUCCUCAUUCUCAAUGAGGAUACGAGUUAUCUAAAAUUGAAUUGGAUAGAUUUCAAUUGUUGAAGGGUAUUGAUUUACUUAUGAAUGACAGGACAAAGUAUGACACUUUUUCUGGUCUCCGAGAUGACUUAAAAAAGGAUUGGCUACUGAUCCACAUUGGUAAUUGAUUUUUUUUU
Molecule: messenger RNA, 1025 nt
Organism: Coffea arabica (coffee)
Lineage: Eukaryota; Viridiplantae; Streptophyta; Magnoliopsida; Gentianales; Rubiaceae
Source: RefSeq, a predicted model, not a curated record